Molecule: messenger RNA, 2001 nt
Organism: Symbiodinium sp. CCMP2456
Lineage: Eukaryota; Dinophyceae; Suessiales; Symbiodiniaceae
Source: the annotation of a GenBank genome assembly
AUGCUAGGUGAGAUUUCUCUCGAUUCGGACGUGGAUCUUGAUGAAGCACGAGAUUGUUUGGGUGAGCUGCGAAGCUUCACACGCCCUCCGGCAGUGAACGCACCGAUCUCUGUCAUCUUCCUCGUAGACCUCUCUAGCAGCAUGAAAAAGCGGGACAUCCAUGGCAGAGACAAGCUCCGUCGGAUCGAUGCAGUUGUCGAUGUGCUCAAAACCUUUAUCGUUCAGCAACGAUCCGCUGGGGCUGUGAUGGACCUGUACUCUUUGGUUACAUUGUCGAUGAACAGCUAUGAGGUCAAGUUCCUGAGGCGCACCAGCUCCGAAGCGAUUGCCGACCUCGGCUGUGCCAACUUCGAGCCUGCCGGCGUGGUCAACUAUGAUGAGAUAGUUUCUGCAGUCACGGAGCUGUCUGUUCCUGGACAAGUCUGCCGUGCAGUUUUCUUGUCCGACGGCUGUCCAGAAACAUUACGUGCUAGCGUUCUGCCCGACUUUCAAGCCCUUUUCGCAGCAAGCCCGAACGUGGUUCUUCACUGCAUCGGCUUCGGGCCCAAGGACUUCUCCAUUCUCCAGCAAGUUGCACAGAUUGGCCGAGGAAGUUUCAGUUGUGCCAGCUUGGAUGUGGAAAAUCUUGUCAACACGUUCUCCAGCCUCAGCAAGACAGUUACCGAAACAAGGAACACGGUAUGCCUUCGUGAUCGGAAGAUACGCUGUGUUGCUUUUGAAAGCGCAACGCGCUAUUCUGGAUGUCGGCUUACACCUUCCACCAAAUCCAAGUUCAUCAUGAGACCUAGGGAGGCAUGGCGUUACACUUUCACACUCUGCCAAGGUGCUGUGAUGACAAGAACCAAGCAGAAGUGCACAUUUCAGCUCCACCGCAACCCUUUCAUGCAGGGAGGGAUGCGUUUGGUUUACAGGUGCCGCGAUGCAGACAUCCGAACAGAAAUGGUGGCAAAGCUUUCCAGGUAUGCUGAGCACGACAACUGCUGGCAAUUCGUGCGGGGGUUCGCGAAGAACACGGCCCAGACUCGUAUGCUGACUCAGGAGUUUCAUAAGGCCAUCUGGUGGGCAAUCUUGACUGCCCGACGCGGACCUUCGCUACCUACAGCCCCACCUCCACUGCCUCCUGCACCAGCCCCUGGUGUGUCCCAGCGAGAGCGCGGCAGGUCACCUGCGCGAAGGCAGGCAGGCAUGCUUGCUCAUGGGCUUCCCAGUGAGGAGACACUGAAGGCCCAGGAACUGCUUCUAUGUCAAUGCCGGACGAAAGCCAAGCGACUCCUCUUCGUUGGCGAAUGCACCCAUCUCUUCACCGUCGCAGCUGCACGGCUCGUGGCCUUGUGGCUCCGGUCGGAGCAUCCUCGUCUUGAGUGGUGUACCACCGAGCUCUCAUGGCCGACAUCAGAGAAGAUGAGAUCGGAGCUUCGUGCCUCCCAGGCUAGCCUCCGUCCUUUCGGCAUCGACAUGUCUGAGAACGUGGAUGCGACGAACCUCAAACUGAAGCUCGAAGGAUUGGCAGGUGCAGUUUGGGUCAUGCCAUUUCCACACGAUAUGCAGGCACAAUCUGGCAGCCGAGAGGUCGUCACAGCCAUACAAGGCCUCUGCACCGGAUUUGUGCAGAGCACCUCCGAGUAUCUAAGUCCCGGCGAGGAUGGGGUUGGUGGCACUGUUAGUGUCAUCCUGUUGGCUCACCAGCACCUGGCGUGGAAGCUGCCGAUCACCUUGCAGACACGCUCAGGCACCUUUCUGCGGGAAGUCUUCUGGAUAGACCUCGUUCCCUUCCUGACCUACGGCUAUCGCCCACGAUUCGGGGACAACCGCGAUUCCCACAGACGAGCAAGGUACCACGAGGGUGACGAAGUCGUCAUCGUACGAUGGCGCCGAAAGCUCAACGAGGACGACCAGCCUGGAGGGAUGACAGAUCAACGUGUGCGAAGCGAAAGUGCCAACCGACGGAGCUGCAGCCGUGGUCGGAGCAGCAGCCGUGGGCGCCGUGAUCGGAGCCGAUGA